GCCUUAGCUAGCGGUGGAACGAGACGGACUAUUCGGUUCGUUCUCGCAGUGUCCGUCUCUCUGAACUCAACUGUCUUGACACAUCCGCCAUGAUACCUCGGUGAGGUCGAGCCAGCUCACCCCACCUCUUCGCCAUCCGGAAUCAUUCCCACUGUUUGGAAGGAGCAUCCCCCUCGAUCCUUCACCCUGCACUGUCGACUAUUGAUACACAUCGAUCACUAUGGAAGCUGAUACUGUUCAGUUACUCCGUGCGGACGGCGUGAGUUCGUAUCGGUACUUCAUAGCGGCUUGGGCCGUAUGGGUCUCUUCAUUUUCAAUUGGAACCUGUUAUGGCUACUCUGCGCCAGCCAAAAAAUCUAUGGUGACUAUCGAUGAGUUUCCCAUAUCGGAUUACCAGUUCAGUUGGCUGGCUAGUAUUCUCACCUUGGGCGGGCUCCUCGGUGGACUCACUGGAGGAAUUUUCAGUGAGCGCAUAGGCCGCAGAUGGACCCUCAUUCUUGCCUCUCUAGGGGUCAUUGUUGGAUGGCAGACGAUUAUUUGCGCAUAUUCUGUAGCUUGUUUACUGUUUGGACGAUUUCUAUGCGGGUACUGGAUAGGUGUCAUGUCGCUCGUAGGACCGGUCUACUUGAGCGAGGUUGCACCAUCGGCUGUUAGAGGGCGGCUCUCAUCCGCCAUUCAGUUAUUCAUCGUUUCCGGACUGCUAUCGAUGUAUCUGGUCGCGAAAUUCUGGUCGCGAAAUUCUUCAUGGAAAUGGCUUGCGCUAUUCGGAAUGGUCUUUCCCGCAGUAACCGUUCUACUCCUCCUGAUGUCCGUGGAGAGUCCGGCGUGGUACUUCAGUCGUCAAUUGGACUCGAAAGCUACUCGAGUAAGACUGCCGCUUUGAACAGCUCGUUGCUCAAGACAUACGGAAGAUCAGCGGAUUUACGCACCUAGAGAUAUGCCUCUAUCCGACUGUGUCCUCAAUCCUGCGAUUGAUCGACUUUGAAUCAUCGUGAUUUUCUGGCACACGAUUCACAAUCUCUGUGGUCUUACAGGUAUCAACGCGGUGGUUUUCUACGCAGAUGACAUUUUCCACAAGGCCGGGACCGUCCUCUCAGCGUACACGUGCAUGGUGGGAUUCGGACUAGGUCAGGUCAUCGGAUCAAUUCUAAACAUACCCCUCAUCGAUCGUUUCGGACGCCGUUUCCUCCUCAUCGUGUCGUCGGUGCUGGUCAUCAUCUCUCUGUUCCUCAUGAGCUUCUACUUCAUCGAGCUGAAACCGAGAGGAGAACUCGCUUGGGCGCCGAUAGUCAUAAUGUCUGUGUACACGAUCGCUUUCGCGAUAGGACUUGGUUCUGUUGCUUGGGUGAUGAUGGGUGAAAUUCUCCCGAUCAGAUGUAGAAGCUACGGGAGUGUCAUCGCCACCAGCGUAAACUGGGCCGGUGCCUUCAUGGUGACGAAUCAGUGGUACAACCUCCAGCACGCUCUCUCGACCGCGGGGGCGUACGCAUUUUUCGGCUCAAUUUCACUCGCAUUCCUGGUAAUCCUGGUCGUGAAGCUCCCGGAAACAAAAGGGAGAUCCUUAGCCGAAAUUGAAAGCUAUUUCGUGAAAUUGAGGAGAGUGGAUCAAAGCGUAGAGAGCUCGAUAGGUUAUCCGGCAAGCGACGUAUCAACGUAAGGAUUCCACGAACCAAUGGCGCGGAGUCAACCCACGAGAAGUUGGCAAGCCACGAGCUGCGGAAAAUCGCGGCUCUCUGCAAACGAUGGGAUUCGUAGAAAUCAUUGAGCCGAUGCGCGACAUCAACGUACAUCUGAAACACAGAUUGUCUAGGGUUCUUCUGCUGUAUCGCUUAAGUCUGACAGGUGCUCACGGUUGAUGAUAAUGAUUACGGAUGACAAUGCGACAUACGUUCCCCGAGAGGAUAUGAGGUGUUUUCGAGAAGAGACACCCGGAGAAAGUUCCCUAUUUUCGAGAGAUUGAAUUGAGGUCGUCUGAAUCUCGCUAGUUGAACGACCGCUUCGCGAGACAUUAAUCUAAUAGAGGUAGGAUAAAGAAUGCCAUGAUCUCUGAAGCAAUAAAAAGUCUAUGCAUAA
Messenger RNA from Galendromus occidentalis (western predatory mite), 2073 nucleotides. Its product is annotated as facilitated trehalose transporter Tret1. The record is from RefSeq and is a predicted model, not a curated record. Gene Ontology annotation, cellular component: membrane. NCBI's taxonomy places the organism in Eukaryota, Metazoa, Arthropoda, Arachnida, Mesostigmata, Phytoseiidae. Gene Ontology annotation, biological process: transmembrane transport. Gene Ontology annotation, molecular function: transmembrane transporter activity.